Nerophis lumbriciformis (worm pipefish) is the source of this 1197-nucleotide messenger RNA. The record is from RefSeq and is a predicted model, not a curated record. NCBI's taxonomy places the organism in Eukaryota, Metazoa, Chordata, Actinopteri, Syngnathiformes, Syngnathidae.
AUGGCGCAAAGGUACGAUGAGUUGGCCCAUUACGGAGGCGGCAUGGACGGAGUUGGCGUCCCGACAUCCAUGUACGGAGACCCGCACGCCCCGCGGCCGCUGCCCCAGGUCCACCACCUGAACCACGGGCCGCCCCCGCAUCCCACUCAGCAUUACGGGGCCCACGCGCCGCACAGCAUCAUGCCAGGCAGCAUGGGCAGCGCAGUCAACGACGCGCUGAAAAGAGACAAGGACCAGAUUUAUGGCCACCCUUUAUUCCCGCUUCUUGCGCUCGUGUUCGAGAAGUGCGAGCUGGCGACGUGUACGCCCAGAGAACCGGGAGUGGCGGGCGGAGACGUGUGUUCCUCUGACUCCUUUAAUGAAGACAUAGCGGUGUUUGCAAAACAGAUUCGCGCAGAGAAACCCUUAUUUUCAUCAAACCCAGAGCUGGAUAACUUGAUGAUUCAAGCCAUCCAAGUGCUGCGCUUUCAUCUCCUCGAAUUAGAGAAGGUCCAUGAGCUGUGCGAUAACUUCUGCCAUCGGUACAUCAGCUGCCUGAAAGGCAAAAUGCCUAUCGACUUGGUCAUCGAGGACCGGGACGUCUGUAAAUCGGACUUUGAUGACCUGUCAGGAUCUUCUACCAACCUUGCAGAUCAUAACCCAGCAUCCUGGAGAGACUUGGAUGACGCCCACUCCACACCCUCGGUAGGAACCCCGGGACCGUCCAGCGGGGGACACGUCUCUCAGAGUGGAGACAACACCAGUGAACUCGGAGACGGCCUCGACAACAGCCUAGCGUCACCGGGCACAGGAGACGAAGAUGACCAGGACAAGAAGAGGCAGAAGAAAAGAGGCAUCUUCCCUAAAGUUGCCACAAAUAUAAUGAGAGCAUGGCUAUUUCAGCACCUUACACACCCGUAUCCCUCAGAGGAACAGAAGAAACAACUUGCACAAGACACAGGCCUCACCAUUCUCCAAGUCAACAACUGGUUCAUCAAUGCAAGGAGGAGAAUAGUCCAGCCUAUGAUUGACCAGUCCAAUAGAGCAGGUGAAAUUAUGGAGCCACUAGUGAGUCAGGGUACAGCUUAUAGUCCAGACGGCCAGCCUAUGGGAGGCUUCGUCCUUGAUGGACAGCAGCACAUGGGUCUCCGACCGGGAGGUCCAAUGGGGGGUAUGGGUAUGAACAUGGGCAUGGACGGACAAUGGCACUACAUGUAA